Molecule: messenger RNA, 5383 nt
Organism: Syngnathoides biaculeatus (alligator pipefish)
Lineage: Eukaryota; Metazoa; Chordata; Actinopteri; Syngnathiformes; Syngnathidae
Gene: rbl1
Product: retinoblastoma-like 1 (p107)
Exons: 21
Coding region: 600-3785 (1061 amino acids)
Biological process (GO): regulation of transcription by RNA polymerase II; negative regulation of G1/S transition of mitotic cell cycle; cell differentiation
Cellular component (GO): transcription regulator complex; nucleus; chromatin
Molecular function (GO): RNA polymerase II transcription regulatory region sequence-specific DNA binding
Source: RefSeq, a predicted model, not a curated record
CUGUAUUGAUCCCAUAAACAUUUCCUAUGAACAAAAAGGUACCAGUCCUGAAAUUAGGUUGAGGAAAAAGCAAGUUCUUAAUUUCAGUCCCUCGACCUUCCCAACAUGGCUUCCUCUAGGCACGUCGGGUAGGAGGGUCAAUACAUCACAAUGGUGACUAUCCCUGCACAAACCGGGAAGUGACAAAUCGGGAAAAGGCGUGCAGGGGAGACGAAAUUCAAUGUGCCCAAGCGAAAAUAAAUCUUAUAAAUAUUUACAUCUAGUUAAAAACGAUUGCGGUCUAAUACACAGUGACCUGACUACGAUGUUUUUUUUUUUUUUUGCUAUUAUAUAUGUUUAGUUCCUGUUAAAGAGUCCGGAAUGAAGGAACAACAACAUGACGCGUCGAACGACACGCCCCUCGUCUCCUAUUGGUCGUGCCGCAGCAGUUUUGGCGCCAUUCGUUAGCGGAAGUGAGCUAGGUCAACGUCUUGUCCGCCGGACGAGCGUCGUGUUUUUGUUUUUUUCUCUCAUUUUAGAGCCUUUGUUUUUGUUUUGAAAAAUUUCGCCCUCGAACCCCCCCCCCCCCCUCCACAACUUUGCUCAUCUCGACAGCCGCGAUGCGGGGCGAGGAGUCGUCCGAUUCGGAGUCCGGCCGCAUGGAGGAGAGCGUCGUGCGGAGGAGUUUGGAGACGCUCUGUCAAGAGCUCAACAUGGACGAGCAAACUGCCGUCGAGGCCAUGGACAACUUCACAGCCAUCUGGAACACGUACACGCUGGAGGGCGAGGUGGCGCACUGGCUGGCGUGCGCGCUCUACGCUGCCUGCAGGAAAGGGUCCACGCCCACGGUGGGCAAAGGCCUGAUGGAGGGGAACUGCGUGUCGCUCACCAGGAUCCUGCGCACCGCCAAACUUAGCCUGAUCGAGUUCUUCUCCAAGAUGCGCAAGUGGUCCGACAUGUCCAACCUGUGCGAGAACUUCCGCCUGCGCGUGGAGCGGCUGGAGCGCAACUUCGAGGUGUCCACCGUCAUCUUCCGCAAGUUCGAGCCCAUCUUCGCCGCCGUCUUCCGCAGCCCGUGGGGGACCGAGGCUCCGCCCCCGCCGUCGCGGCAGCCCCGAGGCAGGAAGUACCGCCGGCAGCCGUGUCAGGUCGCGGACGUCUUCAAGUUCUGCUGGACGCUCUUCGUCUACACCAAAGGUAACUUCCACAUGAUCGGCGACGACCUGGUGAACUCGUACCACCUGCUGCUGUGCUGCCUGGACCUGGUCUUCGGAAACGCGCUGAUGUGCGCCAACAGGAAGGAGCUCAUCAACCCCGCCUUCAUCGGCACGUCGGGCGACGAAGUCCAAGCGUGCGCCGACGAGGCGUCUCCGUGCGCGCUGGAGCGGUUGUGCGAGCUUCACGACGGCCUGGUGGUGGAAGCCAAAGGCAUCAAGCAGCACUACUUCAAACCUUACGUACACAAGCUCUUCCGCAGACAGAUCCUGAAGGGCAACGAGGACCUUAUGACUGAACUUUUGGAUCCUCACAACUUUAUUGACAACAACAAAGCGCUGAACCGCGAGUACGAGCAGUACGUGCUGACGGUGGGAGACUUUGACGAGCGCGUAUUCUUGGACGCCCACGCCGAUGAGGAAAUCGGGACGCCGAGGAAAAGUUUCCAGUGGUCCGGCGCGGGGACGGGACAGACCAGCGCUCAGAAGCAGCUGCAGCAUCACGUGGAAAAGUCGGCCACUCUGGCGCCGUCCACGCCCCUGACGGGCCGCGUGUACCUGAAGGAGAAGGACGCGGCGGCCACGCCCGUGUCGGCGGCCACGCAGAGCGUCAGCCGUCUUCAGAGCAUGCUGGCCGGCCUCAGGGCGGCGCCCGGCGAGGAGCUGCUGCGCAUCUUCAGGUCCUGCUCCAGAGACCCCACAGAGUCCAUCGCGAGUCGAGUGAAGAGCCUGGGCCUCACCUUCAAAAAACAUUACAGCGACGACUCGGAUGGCUCGUCGGGGUCGCACAUCGAUUUUGCCGAGCGUCGCCUGAAGCUGGCUGAGGUUCUGUUCUACAAAGUUCUGGAGAACAUCCUGAUGCAGGAAACCAAGAGGCUGCACGGAAAAGACAUGAGUGCUCUACUGGAGCAGGACAUCUUCCACUGCUCUCUUCUGGCGUGCUGCUUGGAAGUGGUUUUGUUCUCCUACAGCUCCCAGAGGACUUUCCCGUGGAUCAUCAACGUCUUCAAGCUGCCCCCCUUCUACUUCUUCAAGGUGAUCGAGGUGUUCAUCCGCGCCGAAGAAGGCCUGUCCAGAGACAUGGUGAAGCAUCUGAACCUGGUCGAGGAGCAGGUGCUCGAGACCCGCGCGUGGACCGCAGACUCUGCCCUGUGGGACGCCUUGGGGGCCGCCGGCAAUAAGGUGCCCACCGUGGAGGAGGUGAACUUCCCGUCCAGCCUGGACUCGGGCGCAACCGCUGCCGGCGGUCCCGCUCAGCCUCACCUGCCCCUGGUGGCGCUGUCACCCAUCAUGCACCCUCGCAUCCGGGAGGUCCGCUCUGGCGUGGGCACCGCUCGAAAAGAAGUUCCGCCUUCACCGCUGUCGGUACACGACUGCUACAGCUCUCCCGCCGCCGGCAGCGCCAAGCGACGUCUGUUCAGCGACGUCCCGCCGGCCGCGACGACGGCGACCGGCACCGCGGCGUCGCCCGCCAAACGCCUGACACUCGGCGCCGCCGGCACACUGAAGAUCGCGCCCCAGGGCCAGACCACCGUGCUCAGCAUACCGCUGCCAGGUGGCGGCGGCGGCGGCGCCGGCGGCGGCGAGCACACCAUCACGCUGAUCCCCGUGCGGCCGUGCGAUUCGUCGGCCGGCAUCACCGCUCAGUUCCUGUUGACGGCGUCGCCCACCCGCCCGGUUCCCAUUUCUGCGCCCGCCGACCCCCAGACGGGAAGCGGGCGGCCCCAACGCACCGGAUCUCUGGCGCUCUUCUUCAGGAAGGUGUACCACUUGGCCAGCGUGCGACUUCGCGAUCUGUGCGCCAGUCUUGACAUCUCGUCGGAGCUGCGCGCAAAGAUCUGGACGGGCUUCGAACAUUCUCUGGUUCACGCCACUGAACUCAUGAAAGACAGACACCUGGACCAGAUCCUGCUCUGCACCGUCUACAUCGUAGCCAAAAUCUUUAAGGAGACGCACACGUUCUACGACAUCAUGACGUGUUACCGCAGCCAACCACAGGCCAGCAGCCAUGUGUACCGCAGCGUCCUCCUGCGUCGCACUCCCAGACAGCAGGUGGCGGUAUCAGAUGAGAACAUGGAGGUUGACCCUGCGGCAGGAGCGGAAUCUGCCGAGGAGACGCGCGCCGACGGCGGCGAGGAGGAACGCGGCGACCUGAUCCAGUUUUACAACAACGUCUACGUGCUGAAGAUGAAAAGCUUCGCUACGAGAUACGCGCCGCACGACAACAGAUUGGACGCUCCGCCCGUGUCUCCGUUCCCGUCGGUGCGUUGUCACCCUCAAUCUCCUCGCCGAGUGUCGCAGCGUCAUUCGGUUUACGUGUCGCCGCACAAAGCUUCGGCGGGAGGACUGACGCCCAACUCCCUCACGUACCGCAUCAACAGCAGCCCCUCCAAGGAUCUGUGCGACAUCAACCGCAUGCUACGUCAGGGCUGCAACAGCCGCAAGAGAGCGCUGGGCAUGGAGGGCGAGCUGAUGAUGUCGUCGGCGUGCGACUCCCCCAGCAAGCGAGCGUGUCCCGAGAACAGCGGCGGCGGCCCCGACGUCUUGCUAAAGCGACUGCAGGAUGUCGUGUCAGAGAGACAAAGCCACUGACCGACUGUUGACAUAGAGCUCGUGUUAACUCCUUAAAAUAACUGUUGGUUGUACCGUUAACGCUAACACGAUCGACCAACUAAGUCAGUUAUUACCGGCCCAUCACUAACUCGGAUGACCCGUCACUGUGGAACUAACAUAACCAGUCACGGCAGCGCUAAUGUUAACUCCUUAACGGAACUGUUGGCACGGUAGCUUUAGCUCAAGAAGUGUAAAGACUAGUCCAGAGGUUCUCAAUUUUCGACUGGUCAAUCGCAAGGCAAUUUUGGUUGAUCGUGCGACUGUGCGUGUGUGUGUGUGUGUGUGUGUGUGUCCCCCCCAAAAAAGAAAAAAUAUAUAUAUCAGCAGCAGCUUGGGGGAGGUUGAUUGCUUGAAAAGUAGACCUUGGGGCAAAAAAAAAAAAAAAAAGUCAUUACCAAGCUAAUGCUGGGAGGUGACCAACGCUCGCACACUGACAGCUCCAACGUUAGGAUGCAAACAUGUUUGUAAAUAUGACCUGUUGGCAGUUAGCUAACUCCCCUGGCCGCUUGCUGUGGCGUCAAUGCUAGCAUGCUAAUGUGACUGACUGUUGCUGAGUUCAUGCUUGGGUUGCAAUCUUGCGAUAAUGGCCGCCAUUUCUGCAGACAAGCUAGGCGUUGCAGACGACAUCACCAUGGCAACGUCCGCAGACCGGCGGAUGUUUUCUGCCUUCUUUACGUCACUCGAUGACGUCGCCAAAGCUAGAUACGUACAGGAGAUCAAACUCUGUGGAGAUAUGUACUUUCAAGACUUCCCUGAAGUAGAAUAUCCGGACACUCGAAAUCCACAUGCUUCCCGCUGACAAAAUGAUCAGAAGAGACUUUCAAAUAAUCACUCGAGCUUCGUUCAGAUCCGCACGUCGUAUAUUUGCAAGCCACUUCUGUUGCCGUUUCUUCGAUAACUCCAUCGUAGCUUCUCCUUCAUGCAAUCUCAUCUUUGGAAGACGGAAAAAUCGCCUCCCGGUGUCUCCGUUUCCGCAAUUUCCACAUCCGUACUGCUGGUCUCCAACAAUGGCGGUCAAGUACCCGGAAGAAUGACCCGGCCAUGGUAGCGCACACGAGUUGCAGGUCAAUCUAAAUCGGGGGCUCACACCGCCAAAUGUGACCCGUCAUUGGGGGCACAACUCAAAACUCGGAGGUAACCGGUCUGGUUGCUGCGGAGAUACGCGAGCGCGCUGCCGUUUGCCAUUUGGUGGCUUGAAUGUGACGGAAUCACGAGACAAAAAAGAAAUGUACAUGUGUAUAUUUGUUGUUUCUUCCACUUGAGGAUGUGCUGCUUAGUUUUAUUUAUGACUGUGAGUCCGAAUAUUUGGAAAUUGUUUUGACGAGUUUUUCAUUUUGUUGUUGUUGUUGUGUCAGCUGUCAGUGUGUUCUCGUGUGCGUGUGUAGCAUCUACACACUUUUAGUGAGUGUAUGAUAUUUUUCCUUGCUCUUUCCCCCCCCCCCCCAUGUGUGAGUUUGUUGACUUAUGAAAUGAAAACCAUCAGAGAAAAGCAAAUGUAUUUGAAGUGAUUGUUUUGAAAUAUUCUCUAACCUGCACAUUAAAACUCGUGCUUGCUUCAACCAUCAUUGGGUUCAUUU